AUGGACGAUCACGGCAAUCACGGCAAUCACGCUAAUCACGCCAAUCACACUGGACAACGACGCUCACGCAGAAUAAGCCUGUCUGCUCCGCCAGCCACUCCCAGCAGGACUGAGCGGAGUAGAGGCAGAAGUAUUGGGUUUUAUGUGGUGCAAGUGCUGCUGAUACUCCCACUGCAAUUUGUUAGCGUGUACAGCGUUGUCUACGUGAUUGCUAUGUGUUUUCCAUCGAUGGCUCCCCAGCGCAGUCUAUUGAUGGACAUAUACGCCCCACUAGAGCUCUUAUUCUACGCUUGGAUGUUCCUCUCCCACCGCCACAUCCAGCGCAUUUCUCUCCCGCCGCCCCACUUCACUCCCACUUUUGCCAAAGACGUCUUUAUACGGAUUCUCACCGAUUUCAAAGCAGCAGACACGCGCCGCAUCUCUGAGUGGGAGGAAUGUGAUGGUGUUACAGACACGGCAGAUCCUGCAGAUCCUGCAGAUCCUCUAUCCGACGCCGCUGCCGACAUGUCACGUCACCGAAGCCAAGACCACGACCAAGACCGUGACGAGCAUGCGCACCUCGAGCACCACCUGCCCAAUUUGCCCUACGACGACCCCAAAGCCUUCGACUUCCGCGAGAAGGUGCGCACAUGGUUCAGCAUGGCAGAAUGGGGUGCUAUCACGCACACGGACAUGCUCACAUGGCUGAGCUGGUCGAUGCUAGGUGUGCCACUAUCACACCGCAACGUGCCCUUUCUGGAGGAAUGCGCGAGGCUGGUGGAGCGACGCACCGGGCACGCGUUCCCGCUUGAGAGAACCCCAGGCUUGGCGCGUCCCACUAUCAUCAGACUUAAUAUCGACCCCGUGCGCACUAGGCACCGCCCACUCGCUUUCUAUAUCCUCCUCGCUGCGGCUCACUACCUCACUAUCGCUCUCCUCCGCUGGCGAUACCACGCGGGUGUGUGGAUCGAGCGCGGCGUGGAGUAUGUUGUGCGCGAGGGCAGAGUGAGCGUGGACAAGAAGGAUGAGGACGGAGGCGGUCGCAACGACGCUGAAAUCAACAGCAACGAAACACCCAUCACUCUCAUGCACGGGCUGGGAUUCGGGCUGCCGCACUAUGCGCGCACAUUCGCAUAUCUCGCCGACAAGUUCCCUCAGCGGACGGUAGUCAUGCCGCUGAACCCGUCUACGUCAAUGCGAGUGUUCAGUGGGCGUUACUUGCGACCUAUAACGCGAGAGGAGGCUAGUGAGGGGUUAAAUGGGGUGUUGCGACGUGUUGGAGCGACCAGUACGGAUAUAGUAUCGCAUUCGUUCGGCACAAUAGCACACACGCAUAUACUCAAAGACGCGCCGGGGCUCGUGCGCAAGAGCGUCUUACUCGACCCAGUCACUUUCUGCCUGUGGGAGGGCGACCUCUGCUACCGCUUCCUGUACAGAGUGCCGCAGACAGCGAUGGAGCUGCUAAUGCACUACUUCGUCGCUACUGAGACGGGGCUCGCUAAUACCCUCCAACGAAGUUUCAGUUGGUCUUGUAACCUCCUCUGGCCGCACGAGUUGGAGCGUGGCGCUACUAAGAUCUUUCUUGGCGGGGAAGACGCCGUUUUCGACAGCGCAAGAGUCUAUGCUUAUCUUAAAAGACACGGCUUGCAGGAUGGACGCAGCCUGCAUUUUUUAGACGGCUAUAGACACGGUGAAUGCCUUCUCAGACAAAAUGGCACGCUUGAUGUCGUUUGCGAGUUUUUGAAGGGCGCGUAG
Molecule: messenger RNA, 1734 nt
Organism: Wallemia ichthyophaga EXF-994
Lineage: Eukaryota; Fungi; Basidiomycota; Wallemiomycetes; Wallemiales; Wallemiaceae
Exons: 2
Coding region: 1-1734 (577 amino acids)
Source: RefSeq, a predicted model, not a curated record